AAUUCUAUAAAAGAACUCCCUGGAGUGAAAAACUAUGAAGUGGUUUAUCCCAGAAGACUUCAUCCACUACAUAAAAGAGAGGUCAAGGAUCCAGGUCAACAGGAAAAAUUUGAAACUGAAUUGAAGUAUGAAAUGACAGUUAAUGGAAAAAUCGCAGUGCUUUACUUGAAGAAAAACAAGGGUCUCCUUGCACCAGGCUACACGGAAACAUAUUAUAAUUCCACUGGAAAGGAGGUCACCACGAGCCCACAGAUCAUGGAUGACUGUUACUACCAAGGACACAUCAUUAAUGAAAAACUUUCUGAUGCUAGUAUCAGCACAUGUAGGGGUCUAAGGGGUUACUUCAGUCAGGGAGAUCAAAAGUACUUCAUUGAACCUUUAAGUCCCACAAAUCAGGAUGAACAGGAACAUGCACUCUUCAAGCACGAUCCUGAUGAACAGAAGACUAACAGCAACUGUGGGAUGGAUGACAUGUUAUGGGUACCUGAAAUUCAUCAGAAUGCAGUCCCAUUGGCCACCAGUCUUGUGAAGUCCAAAGACCAGCAGCCUUGGGAACAAAAUAAAUACAUAGAAUAUUUUUUGGUCCUGGAUAAUGGUGAGUUUAAAAAGUACAAUCAAGAUCAAGAGGAAAUAAGAAAGAGGGUGUUUGAGAUGGUCAAUUACAUCAACAUGCUUUAUAAAAAGCUCAAUACUCAUGUUGCCUUAAUUGGGAUGGAAAUCUGGAAUGACAAGGAUAAGAUAAAGAUAUCCCCCAAUGCAAGCCUCACCUUGGAAAAUUUUGCUGAAUGGAGGGGGGGUGUCCUCCUAAGAAGAAAGCGUCAUGAUGUUGCUCAGUUAAUCACGGCAAGUGAAUUUUCUGGAACAACUGUGGGCCUUGCUUUCACGUCUACAAUGUGCUCUCCGUAUCAUUCUGUUGGCAUUGUUCAGGACCACAGUCACAACAUGCUUAGCAUUGCAGGGACCAUGGCCCAUGAAAUGGGCCAUAACUUCGGAAUGUUUCAUGACACCUAUGCUUGCAAGGGCCCUUCUACAGUAUGUGUGAUGGACAGAGCACUAAGCUUCUACAUACCUACGGACUUCAGUUCUUGCAGCCGUGUCAGCUAUGAAAAAUUCUUGGAAGAUAAAUUAUACAAUUGCCUCUUUAACGUUCCGCUGCCUACAGAUAUCAUAUCCACCCCGAUCUGUGGGAACCAGUUGAUAGAAAUGGGAGAAGACUGUGACUGUGGGACCCCCGAGGAAUGUACCAACGUUUGCUGUGAUGCAAAAACAUGUAAAAUCAAAGCAAAUUUUCAAUGUGCAGUAGGGAAAUGCUGUGAAAAAUGCCGGUUUAAAAAGGCUGGUGAGGUGUGCAGACCAGCAAAAGAUGAGUGUGACCUGCUCGAAAUGUGUGAUGGCAAAUCUGGUCUUUGCCCCGAUGAUCGAUUCCAAGUCAAUGGCUUCCCUUGCCAAAAUGGGAAGGGCUACUGCUUGAUGGGGAUGUGCCCCACCCUGGAGGAGCAGUGCACCGAGCUAUGGGGACCAGAUUCCUACUUAAAUGGCUGA
Molecule: messenger RNA, 1542 nt
Organism: Balaenoptera musculus (blue whale)
Lineage: Eukaryota; Metazoa; Chordata; Mammalia; Artiodactyla; Balaenopteridae
Product: disintegrin and metalloproteinase domain-containing protein 28-like
Exons: 1
Coding region: 133-1542 (469 amino acids)
Biological process (GO): proteolysis
Cellular component (GO): plasma membrane
Molecular function (GO): metalloendopeptidase activity
Source: RefSeq, a predicted model, not a curated record